AUCUUCUAAUUCUCGAUACUUGCACUGUAACAAAACCACUUCCCUCCUCUCUCUCUCGGAGAAGCUAAGCGGAGAAAAGAUGCAGGCGAUUACGAGACGGUUAGGGCAGCAAUCUCUGAGGCCAACUCCUUCUAUCUAUUCUAUCGAGUCUAUUUACCCUCUCUUCCAUCACUAUUAUGGAGGUGAUCAUCCGCGCUACGGAUCUACGCUGGCCGCCCACAAGGGCUUGGGUCACCUUGUUCGCAAGGGCACCGGUGGCCGGUCCUCCGUUAGUGGAAUUAUAGCUACUGUAUUUGGAGCUACUGGAUUCCUUGGUCGUUAUGUUGUGCAACAGCUUGCUAAAAUGGGAUCUCAGGUGUUAGUUCCUUUCCGGGGCUCUGAGGAUAACCCUCGUCAUCUCAAGUUGAUGGGAGAUUUGGGACAGAUAGUGCCAAUGAAAUAUGAUCCAAGGGAUGAAAAUUCGAUUAAGGCUGUGAUGGCAAAGGCUAAUGUUGUUAUCAAUCUUAUUGGAAGAGAAUAUGAGACAAGAAACUAUAGCUUUGAGGAAGUGAACCAUUUCAUGGCAGAACAACUGGCAGUGAUUGCCAGAGAACAUGGUGGUAUCAUGAGAUUUUUUCAAGUUUCUUGCUUAGGGUCCUCUCCAUCAUCUGCAUCAAGAUUUCUAAGGGCGAAGGCUGCUGCAGAGGAAGCUGUUUUAAGAGAACUUCCUGAAGCUACUGUCAUAAAACCUGCUGUAAUGAUUGGUACUGAGGAUCGGAUCAUGAAUCGAUGGGCGCAAUUUGUAAAGAAAUAUGGUUUUCUUCCACUCAUUGGUGAUGGAUCUACAAAUAUCCAGCCUGUAUAUGUUGUUGAUGUUGCUUCUGCGAUUGUUGCGGCCUUAAAAGAUGAUGGCACCAGUAUGGGAAAAGCUUAUGAGUUGGGUGGGCCAGAGAUCUUUACCGUGCAUGAGCUGGCUGAGCUUAUGCAUGAUAUGAUCCGUGAGUGGCCCCACUAUGUAAAAGUACCUUUACCCAUUGCAAAGGCAAUUGCAAUGCCCAGAGAGGUAUUACUCAAGAAAGUGCCAUUUCCACUACCAAAUCCUGACAUCUUUAAUCUUGAUCAGAUACAUGCAUUUGCAACUGAUACCAUUGUCUCAGAAAAUGCUUUAACUUUUACGGAUUUGGGUAUUGUGCCUCAUAAGUUGAAGGGAUACCCAGUUGAGUAUCUUAUCCAAUACCGUAAGGGUGGUCCACAAUUUGGGUCUACAGUCAGCGAAAAAGUUAAUCCAGAAUAUUGGCCUUAAUUUUAUUUUGAUCUCUCAUUCCCUGAUGUGUUUUUUGUCUGAGAAUGCCACCGAUUUGGAAAAGCCUAUACUGGUAUGUUAUGCUUUCAUUUCCUUAAGACGAGAAUGACCAAAAGUGCAUAAUUCUAGUGUCCUUUUUGUCAAGAUGAAGUAUGCGAGUCUCUGAGUAGCAAGAUUUAAUAAAUUUCGGAUACUGUUUUGGUGGUAUGGGGUUGGCUAAUUAGUGGCAUCAUAGGUUUUAAGAGAGGGGCUUGUUUUCGAUGGCAGAAACUAGGAAAGAAUAAUAAAGGGGAAGGAACCUUGAGUUAUUUCAGGAAUGUAUAAUUGUGAGAAAUAUUCAGCUCAUUUGUAAUUUUCUUAAAGAAGAUAAUUCUUGGGAGGUAUCUCCUGUUAAAAGAAACCAUUUUCUUUGUUUGUGUGGCA
Theobroma umbraticum is the source of this 1705-nucleotide messenger RNA. Its product is annotated as NAD(P)-binding Rossmann-fold superfamily protein. NCBI's taxonomy places the organism in Eukaryota, Viridiplantae, Streptophyta, Magnoliopsida, Malvales, Malvaceae. Gene Ontology annotation, cellular component: mitochondrion. Gene Ontology annotation, molecular function: protein-containing complex binding. The record is from RefSeq and is a predicted model, not a curated record.